Molecule: messenger RNA, 1471 nt
Organism: Drosophila novamexicana
Lineage: Eukaryota; Metazoa; Arthropoda; Insecta; Diptera; Drosophilidae
Product: nuclear envelope integral membrane protein 1
Exons: 1
Coding region: 62-1450 (462 amino acids)
Cellular component (GO): nuclear envelope
Source: RefSeq, a predicted model, not a curated record
AUAAUCAUGUGAAAAGCCGUACAAAAGUUAGAAUCGAAUCGAAAAGAGAAAAUCAAGGCGAAUGUUGCAAUCAUUUUGCCUGAUAUUGCUGGCAACCGGUGCCAGCAGCAGCUACAACAUAUUCAAAGAGAAAUUCAACGAGCAGCUGGUCACAUAUUUGCACGUUGGCAAGCCGCAGGUGCAGGACGCCCUGACGCUGCUCCAGACGGUCUAUUCGCAGAAUCGCAUACACAUCUAUUGCCGGCGCGAUCAGCCGCUGCGUUUGCGCAACAUCUUCCAGAGCAAUCGGCUGCAGCUGAUCACCAAGGCGCCCAACGUGGACUAUGUGCAGUACAGGGCGUCCACGGCACAGGGUGUUUACGAGGCGCAUCUGCAGCGCCGCGAAUGCCACGAGGGCAAACUGCUGGCGGCAGGUGUACAGCAGGUGCGCUACAUAACGCUGCCGGCGCAUGCGCACGCCUGCUAUGGCAUCUACACGGAUCAGGCCUACAAUUUGACCCUGCUGCAGGUGCGCUGCGACAGGGAGCGUGUGGCGCGCUUCGUCCUGGGCCUGGGGCUCUGGCUGGCCGAAACCUUCACGCCGCUGGGCGAGACCAUAUUCUGUGUCUAUGCCGUGGCCAUUGCGCUGGGCAUCCAUUUGGCCAGCGUGGGCGCCGUUUGUUUAGCUCUGCUGUCUCGCGGAGAUCGCAAAUUGAACUAUUUGCGUCCAGUGGGCGCCAAUUUCAAGCUUGUGCUCGAGCAACAUCCGACGGGCGUGUUGCUGGCCUUGAUCGCCGGUGCCUGGCUGCUGUUCAAUGCCUGUCGGCAACAUCGCGACCUCUGGCAACAUCGCAAAGUGCGUCGCUUCCAUUGUCGGCUGUUGCGACUGCUUGCGUAUGUGCUCAUCGGAGGCGCCUCGAAUCAUCCGCGCUUCGGCUGGUAUUGCGUAUGCCUGCUGCUGCCCUGGCCGGAGCUGUAUUGGCUGCUGUGCUGGCUGCGUCUGGAGGCGGUUAAGAUACAGCGUCAGGUGUUGCCGCCGCAGCCGCGGCGUUUGCUCAGCGAGCGCGAGUUUCUGGCCCAAGCGGGCUACGAGACGCAGCGUGCCUUGGGCAACAUGCGACAGCGUCUGCGCGUCGCUUCGCCCAGCUGGGAGCAGUUGGCGCAAUUACAGGCGCCGCAGCAGUUCGCACAGUUCCUCAGCUCCGGGGCCUACGAGGUCGAGAACCCGAGGACAUGGAACGACCACGCUUUGCACACCACCAACAACAACAACAGCAACAACAAUGUCAGCAACAGGCAGCUGCAGACCUUGGAUGAGUCGCAGCAGGCAGAAGCUGUUAUGCUGCAGCAUCUGGCAGCUGUUAUGAACAGCGACUCGAACAUGUCCAAUGCCAUUAGCUCCUCCUCGACUGAAUCGAUCUAUCACAAUCUGCACUUUACGGGCUCGACGCGCAGCCUGCGGGGCGACUGAACGGAACUGUUCUCAAACUAA